Emericellopsis cladophorae is the source of this 1410-nucleotide messenger RNA. RefSeq names its product aminotransferase. The transcript has a single exon. NCBI's taxonomy places the organism in Eukaryota, Fungi, Ascomycota, Sordariomycetes, Hypocreales, Bionectriaceae. The record is from RefSeq and is a predicted model, not a curated record. Gene Ontology annotation, cellular component: cytosol. Gene Ontology annotation, molecular function: transaminase activity; pyridoxal phosphate binding. Bases 1 to 1410 code for a protein of 469 amino acids.
AUGGCUUCCCACCCAACGGGAGACGAGGUGUCCCAGCCAACACCGCCCACAGAGGCAUCGCCCUCCUCCUAUACACCAGGCCGCCUCCUCCACCGCUCCUUUACCCACCACCCAGCAUCCGUACUCUCGGCCAAGGCAUCAACACUCUUCCUUUCUGACGGCCGGUCCGUCCUCGACGCCUGUGGCGGUGCCGCCGUCGCCACCAUCGGGCACGGCCACCCGUCCGUCCUCGACGCCAUCAGCAAACAGGCGCACGAUGUGUCCUACGUACACACACAGGCCUUCACAACCCCCGCCGCCGAGGAUCUCGCCAACCUUCUCCUCGAGGGCAGCCCCGGCGGUCUAGACAUGGCCUUCUUCGUCGGCUCCGGCUCCGAGGCCGUCGAGGCGGCCAUGAAGCUCGCCCGGCAGUGGCACUUUGAGCGCGGUGAGACGCGGCGCGUCCACUUUGUCGCCCGCCAGCAGGGCUACCACGGCAACACCAUGGCGAGCAUGUCCCUCUCCAGCAACGUUGCCCGCAAGAUCCCCUACCAGGGCUUCUCGUACCCGCACGUCACGCACGUGUCCCCGCCUUUUGCGUACCGGUACCAAGGGGAUGCGGAGAGCGAGGAGGAUUUUACCAAUCGUCUCGUGCAGGAGGUGGAGGAUGAGUUCCUCCGGGUAGGAACGGACAAUGUCAUCGCCUUUGUGGGCGAGACCGUCAUCGGCGCCACGGCAGGGUGCGUCACCCCUCCCAAGGGGUAUUGGGCCGGGAUCCAGGCCGUGUGUCAGAGGUAUGGCAUCCUCCUGAUCCUGGACGAAGUCAUGUGCGGCUCCGGACGCUGCGGCGCGCCCUUCGCCUUCCUGCAAGAGAACGUGCAGCCUGACAUUGUCACCGUGGCCAAGGGCCUCGGCGGUGGCUACGCACCCAUUGCUGGCGUGCUGAUGAACCAGAAGAUCACGGACGUGAUCAGGAAUGGCAGCGGGGCCUUUGUCCAUGGACACACGUACCAAGCCCACCCUUUAUCGUGCGCAACAGCACUCGAGGUACAAAAGGUGAUCAGACGUGAGAAGCUCAUCUCGCAAUGCGCGCAGAUGGGCAAGUUGUUGGAGGAACUGCUGCGGAGAGAAAUAGGGGGUUUCAAAUCAGUCGGCGACAUCAGAGGCCGAGGGCUCUUUUGGGCUGUCGAGUUUGUGCAAGACAAGAAGACCAAGUCACCAUUUGAUCCCAAGAUUGGGUUUGGUGUCAAGGUGCAGCAAGAUGCGUUUGAGAGGGGCGUCGCUGUAUACCCAGGCGCGGGCACAAUUGAUGGACACAGGGGAGACCACGUACUAUUGGCGCCGCCGUUCAACAUCACACAAGGAGAGUUGGAGACAGUGGUCGAGGUGCUUAGAGAGUCAAUCGUGUCACAGGAAGCGUUGCAUGGGUAA